UAGUUAGUUAGUUAGUAACUGGUUACUUGCUAUUUUAAUUUAUUUUGGUUUGAACAAUUUUUUGGAUGUGUCGUUAUUAUUCUGUGUGAAUGUUGUCAUAAAGAGAAAUAAAAUAAAUUUGAAUAAGUCCCUUGGGAAUUAAAAGUAUAAGACAAAACAAUAAUUUAUAAUAGUAGACAAUUCAUUUUAUUAGAAAUUGUACUCUCCCAGCAAUAUUAGAAGAAAAAAGAAUUAUCUAUAGGCUUACUGGUAAUCUCUAAUAUUUCGAAUUCAAUAUCUUCCAACAAAUUUCAUAAAAUAAGACCUCAUAUUUAUUUUCCUUCAAAUUGUUCUAUUUAUAGUUGUUCAAUCAACUUAUUGAUUGUGGAGCUGGAAUUUGAAGUUUGGCUUGCUUUCAUUCUAGUGAGCAAGACAAUGUUGGUUUAUGUCUUCUAUGCAUGGUAUCUACAUACGCAAAAUGUCAUUGUUUAUAACAGCACAGUAAGAAGACCGGAAUUAAAUUGGUAUAGAGUUUGGAUGCACGGCGCCUGGAUCUUCUUGUUUUGUUUACUUAGCGAAUUCCUUUUAGUCUGGCAGUACUUGGUUGGCGGGGUGGGGAUGUGCCAUAUCGUCAGAACAAAUGCUCAUAGCUCACCAGCUCAGUCAGUCUCAGUAGUUUCAGUACUCAACUGCUACUGAGUACAGUUCACAUUACGAGGACCUACCAUGUUUGAGUGCAAAAAGUGCGGACAGUUUUUUGUUGGCAGGAGCCAAUUGCUUGUGCACUCAGUAAGAGAUUGUUCAGAUUUGGCAACGGCAACUCCAGACAUUGAUGAGGAAGCUGAAACAACAGCUGAUGACGAGGAUGCAGAUCCCAAUUGGUCACCUACACCACUUAGAGAUACCACAAUUUCAUGUUUGACACAUGAUGACAUCGAGUCAUCUCCAAUAACUCAAGAGCAGAUUGAAGAAGCAGCAAUUGUGGAAGCAAUCAUCUGUGCUGAAGAUGAAUAUGGGAUGUCAUCUUGUGACGAAUCAUAUAAAGACUCCAAUUGGAAACCUUUACCACAUGAAGAAAACUCAAUGUAUCAAGAAAAAAGUAGUGGGCCAACUGGUAGUGAUAAAGAGCAUACAGCUCGGAGAAGGCUCUUCACUGACGACAACAAAUCAACUGACAAUGACUCAAAAAGGAAAUUUCUCUUGGAUUCUCUGAAUUCCAAUAUGGAAAUUUAUAAACGCCAGAGAAAGGAUUUGGAGAAAGCUGGGAACACAAGUUCCGCAAGAAGAAAAGGAAGGAGAAUUCUUCAAUAUAAAGAGGCGAUUGAGAAGGUGAAACAUGGAUUGGAGAUUAACAUCGACAGCUUGCCUGACCCGGUUCCAGAUGAGCAACCAGUACAACCAGAACCACAAAUAAAUACCAAUUAUCAGGUGUGUGAACAAACUAUUCAUAAAUAGAAAUUAAUCAUAGUCUAACGUAUGAACUAUUCAUAUAUAUUUUAUUGAAAUGUGAAACAGGAACAAAAGCAGUAAGGUUGUGCAACAGGCUUUUUUCAGGCAGCUAGUUGAAUUUGGGACAUGUCAGUUGAAAAACUAGAUUCUCACAUUCGCCAAUAAAAAAUCAUUGUCUGAAUAUUCCAUCCAGCACUUAUUAAAUUUCAUUGUCUGUGCCUCAUCUAGCAAGUCAUAUUGUGUUUCCAGCAUUUAUUCUCAUUACAUAGAACAUAUUUCAUUUCUGUGAGGUAUUCUCAACAGCAAUAUUGAUAUUGUAAAUUUAUUUGAUGCUAAAUACUAUUCUAUCAUUAUACUAUUAUACUAUUCUAUACUAUUCACUAUCACUAAAUGCUACUUGUAAUUAAAGAGGUUAAGGAAUAAUGAAGUCUGAAAAAUAAUAAAGGCUUCUAAGGGAUAAAUUUCAUUUCAAGUGAUCAUACCAGUGAUUCAGCAUCAUACUGAGCUAUAGUCGGCAUGGCACAAUAAAGUCCCUGUAUAGCAUUGGAUAGCCCGCAAUCCAGGGACUCUCUCGUGCCAUGCAGACUAUAAUAAGUUUGUAAAUAAAUCACCAAUGGAGCUAUCAGGGAGCAGGCCUACUAGUGCAUACUUAAUUAGACUACCAAGCCACAGAGGGCCUGGCCAACAGGUGAAAAUUUACGUUUGACCAACAGGUGAGGCACUGUCGGCUAACAGGUGUAAUGAGCUGUGGACUGCCAGGAUUGUUGCUUGAUAAUCCCGCUAAGACAUAAGAAUGCAGUAUAUGCUUCUUAGAACAUCACUUGUCUACUGACCACAAGCGUAUGCUCUGCAUAGGCUACAGGAAUUUAAAGACUAAGUGUUGCCUAAUUUGCAUUUUGAUUGUAUCCUUGUGACACUGGUGUAUAUUGGUAAUUUAUUGAAAACUUAGAAGUUUCCAUAAAGUGAUGAAAUCAUUGUUGACAAUUAAAAUAUGAGCAUCAUCCACCUGGAAUUGGAAAUAUUAUUAUUACUUACAAACUAACUCCGACUUCCUUCAUACAAUCAUAAUGAAUACCAAUGGAACAAAUAUCCCUUUUGGAAGCCAUGUUGAACAAGCCUACAGUAUCAUUUGAUUAAUGUAAGAGGUGAUUCUAUAAAAAAAUUAUGAAUAAAUACACAGCUACUGUUACAACAUAGGACUACAUAGGAUACAUACAUUUAGUAAAUAGGAAAAGUUAUAAUCUGAUUCUAUUUCUGGUUUCAGUGUUAAUGAUGAACUAAAAUAA
Molecule: messenger RNA, 2714 nt
Organism: Nilaparvata lugens (brown planthopper)
Lineage: Eukaryota; Metazoa; Arthropoda; Insecta; Hemiptera; Delphacidae
Exons: 6
Coding region: 706-1434 (242 amino acids)
Source: RefSeq, a predicted model, not a curated record